CGACGAGCCCUGGCACUGGUCGGGCGCGUAUAAAGUCAGUCGGGCUAGCCCAGUAUCGCGGCACGGUGAUACCCGGUAACACACAUCCAUGUCAAGUCGUGAUCGACGCACCGAGAACGGGGUCAAAAGUCGACAAAAAAAUAUCCCAUAUUUUCGUAUACGAGAGUGCUGGAAUGAAAUUAGUCUUGUGACUGGGUGAUAAUCGCAAUUGUAAAACAACUGAUAUUCCGAGAUCCCAACGAGGGACGUGGAGAUUCGUGUGCGACUUUCUGUGAAAUUCUUAUUCCACGUCGAGACGAGUUCGGAACUGUUUAUCCCAAUCGUUUGAGGAACUCCGCCACUUUCCAAAUACUCCGUAUGCGAAUGUAAACUUUCUAACUGUUUGCACGAGAAUCGCGCGAGGUACUCCGGAAUUGAUUGCUGAAGUGAUACAAAAGCGAUUAAGUGGAUUACGCCCAGAUCCGAGUCAUCGACAUCUUUUAUUUAUCCCGGAGGAGUUUUCGCCGUGCGUUAAAAGUCGCGCGCGCGCGUCGUCGAGGAAACGAUAGCAAACGCGUACGGUAAAUCGCUCAAAUCGACAAGACUCGUCGUCACGCGGCUUCCUUAAAUUUUCGGACAGUUGUUUUGCACGCGUUCGUCAAAGUGCCGGACAAAUUGUCAGAGGUUCUGGGCGAUGUCCUGGAGUUAUGCGGCGGAGGCGGAAGCGGCGGUACUGCAGCCGGCGACAAGAACAUGUCAAGCAACACGUCGUCGAGCGGGAGCGCGGCUACGAAAAUGGGUGCAAUGACAGGAGUAGCGAUAAUUAAGGGUAGAUGGGCCCAAAGAGGCACACGCUCGCCCCUCUCUUCCAUCGCUAAUACCGAUAGUGCCGACAGUACAACUUCGACCAGUUCGGAGGAAUUUAACAUCGCGAAGGAGCAGCACGCGAUACAACCGUCGAUAGCCGAAUCGGGCUUGCCUCAUCAAAGUCGCAGUUAUCCAGACGGAGGCGGAAGCGGCGGUCGAACGUUGGCAAGGAACUCGUCCGUCAGCUCGCAGAGCUCGCUGGAGGGUGCAUCCAGUUCUUCGAAUCACCGGGGAUCAUCGCCUCAAAUCAGAGCGUUUGGCCCGGACGGACGGCAUCAUGCUCGACAUGAUCCUCUACAUUCCGCCUCUUCGUAUCCACCUAGCAGAAGCUCGAGAUCUCCUUCACCAGCUCGUGCAGCAUCCUUGGAUGCACGUUGUGCAAGUCCUGCCAGUUACAUGGGUAGCCUGCACAGUGGAAAUGCGUCGCCUUCACAGACCUCUUUGUCGUCCGUAGCAACGGGUGUAAGUUCCACUUGCGGGUGUUCGCCGAUGAAUGCCGUUCAAAGUACUUCCAGACAGACCAGUCGUUGCUUAUCACCCCUUCUCAUCCCACCGCCACGUGCUUCCAUAAGCAGCGACGGUGGCCCCAUACCGCCUGCUUCCCCACUUGGUUCUUUACAACCGGAUCUUUAUCAAAGACGUGACGGUCCUGUUUUUCUCAGCGCUCGCAGGACUGGAAAGCAUUUGGGUAGGCUUCAUCUGCGCUUGAGAUAUGACUUUGAUAAAUCAGAUUUGGACGUGCACUUGAUCGAGGCGCACGAUCUCGCAGGCAGCGAUCAGGGCGGUUUCAACGAUCCUUACGUCAAGUUGACUCUCAGCCCGGAAGUGGACAGCAGGAAAAGACAAACGCAGAUCCACCGGAACGAUCCAAAUCCGUUUUUUGAUCAGCGUUUCAAAUUUCCCGUUAGCUACGAAGAGCUGCAGGAGAAGACUUUAGUUUUGCAGGUAUUCGAUUACGAUCGUUUUUCGAGGAACGAUGUGGUUGGUUCGGUGAGAGUGGCCAUGGACAGCCUCGAAUUGGUCUCUUCCACUUCUUCGGUAGAAGUUUGGGGUGAGAUAACGAGAGAACGCAAACCGCCGGAAGAGAUUCAAGAGGUUUUGGUCUCACUGUCUUACUUACCGAGUGCCGAAAGGCUCACGGUUCUCAUGAUGAAAGCUAGAAAUCUGUUUCCCCAACAGGAUAAGGAGACAUUGGAUCCAUUCGCGAAAGUUAGUCUCCUCUGUGGAGAAAGAAGAGUAAAGAAGAAGAAAAAAACAGCUGUUAGGAGGGCAACGAUGAAUCCCGUUUGGAACGAAGCAAUGUCGUUUAAUAUACCUGCCUCAUUACUUGCAUCGUCGGCUAUAGAGAUAUGCGUGCUGGACUCGAGCAGCGAACUGAUCGGUGGAAACGCCAUCGUCGGAUCCUGCAUUAUUGGACCGGCCACAGGUGCGGACAGCGGUAACAGUCAAGGACGAGAGCACUGGCUUCAAAUGACGCAGUCUCCGAGGAAGCAAAUUGCUGAGUGGCACACGUUACACUAGUUCGAUCGUCAUUACGAUCUAGCCAUUUGAUUGCCCGAAUAAUUCGCGCGUCCUUGAUCGAAGGAAAUACAAUCUGUCGUCAUGUUACGUCAUAACAAACAGUCGAGUAACCAUAUACAUAUACAAAACGUAUAGCGAUAUUAUAUGUAAAAUGGCAAAAAAUGACAUGCAUUUCCCGUCUCAACAAAAAAAAAAAAAAAAAAAAGAAAAAAU
Messenger RNA from Wasmannia auropunctata (little fire ant), 2580 nucleotides. It is a transcript of the gene Sytbeta, whose product is annotated as synaptotagmin-5. Bases 733 to 2367 code for a protein of 544 amino acids. Gene Ontology annotation, molecular function: clathrin binding; calcium-dependent phospholipid binding; calcium ion binding. Gene Ontology annotation, cellular component: membrane. The transcript has 11 exons. Lineage: Eukaryota; Metazoa; Arthropoda; Insecta; Hymenoptera; Formicidae. The record is from RefSeq and is a predicted model, not a curated record. Gene Ontology annotation, biological process: regulation of dopamine secretion; regulation of calcium ion-dependent exocytosis; calcium-ion regulated exocytosis.